This is a messenger RNA of Ictalurus furcatus (blue catfish), 4632 nucleotides long. It is a transcript of the gene actr2a, whose product is annotated as actin related protein 2a. Gene Ontology annotation, cellular component: actin cortical patch; Arp2/3 protein complex. Gene Ontology annotation, biological process: Arp2/3 complex-mediated actin nucleation. NCBI's taxonomy places the organism in Eukaryota, Metazoa, Chordata, Actinopteri, Siluriformes, Ictaluridae. Gene Ontology annotation, molecular function: actin filament binding. The record is from RefSeq and is a predicted model, not a curated record. The transcript is spliced from 9 exons. Bases 1261 to 2535 code for a protein of 424 amino acids.
AAUGUCACUGACUGGAUGUUAAACUCUAUUUUGCUACCAGUUAUCCCCCCCCCCGUCCCCUCCCCCAUUUUUGUUAUUAAAAACUUUUAAGUAUUUGUAUAUGUUUUCUGUAACAAACCCAGCUCUGAUUUUCCUCACUGUUACCAUUACCUCAGUAUAGAUCUCCAGCAGAAUACGUGUGUGUACUUUACUUUAUCGAUGGAAUUGGACAGAACAGAGGAUGCUUUGAUGUUACCUUUUUGAAAAUGUUCACAAAUUUGUAGUGCAACAUUGUUUGCACUGCUCUCUAGAUUGUCUCCUCCUUCACUUUUUUUAAAAUGGUUUUCUGGCUGUAGUUAAUUGGAAUAAGGGGGACUUUUAUUUUUGAUCUUUUUUUUGCUGCAGAUAAUUGAAGGAUGGUAUUGAGGGAAUUUAAUUAUAAAUUACAGUAAAUGUAAAUGGGGGAGGCUUUUAUUUUGAAAGCUAUCAGGCUGUAACUGAUUACAUGCAGUAGAAUAUGGCUUUCAUUUUGAAAGCGUUCAGGCUAGAGUUUUAUUCCAUAAAUGGGGACUUUAAUUUUAAAACGUGUACAGCUGGAGUUGAAGGACGUUAACGUUUUUUAUUUGUUUGUUUAUUUAUUUUAGUUUUAACUGUUCUGGAGAGGGGACCUUAAUUUUGAUAGUUUGCUGUCUGUGGUUAAAUGGGGUAAGUGAGACAGGGGUUUUUAUUUUGAAGGUUUUCUAGCUGCAGUUUAAAUGCAGUAAAUUGGUCUUUAAUUUUGAAAACAAACAGCUUGGAGGUGAGCGCAGGAAACGAGCUACAGUUUUAUUGCUGUCAUUUUAACUGUAGUAAAGAGGGGACAUGAUUUUUAAAAAAUUAUUGUAGUUUAGACAGCUGCGGCAAAGAGGCGCAGUUGAAAAGUUAUAUUGCUGUAGUUAUAAAUGCAGUCAAGUGGGGACUUUUAUUUUUUAUCACUAGUUAUAAAUGCAGUAAAGAGGGAACUUUUAUUAUGAGAAGUUACAUGGCUAGUUAACUGUGGUAAAGAGGGGGCUUUUAUUUUGAAAAGUGAUGUGGCUGUAGUUCUAACUGUAGCAAAGGGGAUUUUAAUUUUGAUUUGUUUUUUAUUACUGUAGUUUUAGCUGCAGUAGAAAGGCGACUUUUAUUUUGAAAAGUAAUAGGCUGUAGUUAUAGUUGCAGGAAAUAAAGGACUUUUACUUUUAUCUAGUUAAGCUGCAGUGAAGAAGAGACUUUAAUUGUGGAGAGUUUCCCGGCUGUACUUGAAUGCGGAAGUUGUGCUGGGCGGCGCUUCCGCCUGUGCAGAGGAAAGUUGGGCUGCCAGAUCAGGGCGGAUUCUCGGAUUUCGGUCAGAAGAUGGACAGUCAGGGGAGGAAAGUGGUGGUGUGUGAUAACGGCACCGGGUUUGUGAAGUGUGGAUAUGCCGGCUCUAAUUUCCCUGAGCACAUCUUCCCUGCGCUGGUGGGGCGACCCAUCAUCCGCUCCACAGCCAAAGUGGGGAACAUCGAGAUCAAGGACCUGAUGGUGGGGGACGAAGCGAGCGAGCUGCGCUCCAUGCUGGAGGUCAACUACCCAAUGGAGAACGGCAUCGUGCGCAACUGGGAUGACAUGAAGCACCUUUGGGACUACACCUUCGGCCCUGAGAAGCUCAACAUCGACUCGCGCAACUGUAAGAUCCUCCUCACCGAGCCCCCGAUGAACCCCACCAAGAACCGAGAGAAGAUCAUCGAGGUGAUGUUCGAGACGUACCAGUUCGCUGGCGUUUACAUCGCCAUCCAGGCCGUGCUCACGCUCUACGCUCAAGGCCUGCUCACUGGCGUUGUUGUAGACUCUGGUGAUGGUGUGACUCACAUCUGUCCCGUGUAUGAGGGCUUCUCUCUCCCCCACCUCACACGACGACUGGACAUCGCCGGCCGAGACAUCACACGCUACCUCAUCAAGUUGCUGUUGCUAAGAGGUUACGCCUUCAACCACUCGGCUGACUUUGAGACGGUGAGGAUGAUGAAGGAGAAGCUGUGCUACGUGGGCUACAACAUCGAACAGGAGCAGAAACUUGCGCUGGAGACCACCGUGCUGGUCGAGUCCUACGUUCUGCCGGACGGCAGGGUAAUAAAGGUCGGAGGUGAGCGUUUCGAGGCUCCCGAGGCGCUCUUCCAGCCGCACCUGAUUAACGUGGAGGGGGUAGGCGUGGCCGAGUUGCUCUUCAACACCAUCCAGGCAGCCGACAUUGACACAAGGGCUGAGUUCUAUAAGCACAUUGUGUUGUCCGGCGGUUCGACGAUGUAUCCCGGCCUCCCGUCCCGUCUGGAGCGCGAGCUCAAGCAGCUUUACCUGGAGAGGGUGCUCAAAGGAGAUGUGGACAAGCUCUCUAAGUUCAAGAUCCGUAUCGAGGACCCCCCUCGCCGUAAGCACAUGGUGUUUCUGGGCGGAGCCGUGCUCGCUGACAUCAUGAAAGAUAAAGAUAAUUUCUGGCUGACCAGAGAGGAGUAUCAGGAGAAGGGCAUGCGCGUGCUGGAGAAACUCGGUGUGACCGUCAGAUAAACCACACACACACACACACACACACACACACACAUACAUUCACACUUGAAUUAAUUCACACACACAUUCAUACAGGGUGGCAUUUUGGCAGUGUAUAAAUGGGGAAAAUAAGAAGUUGUAAUAAUAAUAAUAAUGAUACUUGAAUUUUACAGUUGCAGCAUAAAAAUAUCAUCGUCUUUUUGGUGCAACCUUCUGACCACGAUGUGGAUUUUAAAGCUCUGAUAAGCGGGUGGGGGGAACGGUUAAGUAGAAUCCUCACGUAUUAAAGUACUUGUUUAUGCUGCCAAAAUUAAACCUAGGAUGGAGCUUCUGUCUCUCUCUCGCUCUCUCGCGCGCUCUCUCUCUCUCUCUCUUCACGUUUCGUUGCCACGUGUCAUUUUUGAAGGACGUACAGGUCACACACACAAAUGGUUUAAGAGAUUAAAAACGUGUCAAAUAAACUUGGGUAAAUAAAUAAAUAAAUCACCAAGAGGAUCCGAACAACAAGAACAAUGAGCUGUAAGAUGUUUAAAGGUGCAGUCUGUAAUUUUUCCUAGCCCUGAGUUCCUAGCCCUGCAAUAAUCAUGCGAUUUUAAAGGUAACUUGGAAAAACUUUGUCACGGUAUUGCUGUACAACAUGUUUUGGCUAUUUUUCUUAUUGUAUUUUUUUUACUUGAAAAAUUCAGAUUUCUGUUUACAUUUUUUUUUUCUGGCCCUGAAAUGACCUCCCAGGCAGUGCUGGUGCUCAGCUGCCACUUCCUUUUCCAUAAAAGGCAACUCACAAAGUAAAAGCAUUUUGAACACGGGAUGUGUGUUUUUGUUUGUUUGUUUGUUUGUCUGUUUUGUCAAUUUUGUUGUUCUUUUUCUAAAAAUUACAAACUGCCCCUUUAAAGCCGACAGGAUCAAACGUGUAAAAGCGCCUGGCUGAGACGGGUUGCUUUUUUAAAAUGUAAAAUGUGUUACUGUCCUGUCUACUUCUUUUUUUUGUUUCCUUUUUCUUUUACCUCGUCAUGUUUUUAUUGUUUUAUUUGCUUGUCGGAUGUGCACACGCCGUUCCACAAGACGCUUCGGUCCACUAGAGGGCGCUAAAGUGAACAAAUCCAUUCAAGUUUAUUAGCCGUGUAGUGUAGGAAAAAAAUAAAUAAAUUAGGAUAGUGUUCCAUCCAUCAGGACCAAAUGACCAUCAUUCCCCCGUAGUGUUAGAACCGGUACGGGACGUUUCCGAAGUUAGCGUGGAGGGAAAAAAAAAUUACAGCACAGCGACCGAAUGAAACGUCAGCAGAAGCUUUUUCCCCUCAGAACAUCAGGAGUGAAUGCUAGUGUUACUAACCAAGCUAACCUUCGUUCAUCGCCUGCACAAUUAGCAUCGAUGUUGGUUUAUCUGUCCCAUAUAACAGCUUAAAUCUGUCUGCUAGUUAGCGUCACGUUUUUGUUUUUUUUGUUUUUUUUCUUUAUGGUAUCUGCUUUCUGUUUUGAUACGGUUCGUUUUCUCGUACACGGUUUGUUGGGUUAGCGCAGCUCGCGUACACAAGCAGGUUUUGUGCGGUGAAACUUUAAAAAAAUUAAAUAAAUAAAAUAACUUACAUGGCUAAUUUAACAAAACAAUGCUAAUAAGGUUAGCCGUGUGCUAACGUUGCUAUGAGGUGUUCGCGGUCGUGUUAGCUGUAACGGCUCUCCACACGUUUAAACGGCUCAUAGAUAGCUCGUGGUAGCAGUCGGCUAGUUAGCGUAGAAUGACGUUAAGGAAGCCGCCGAGGAACUAAAAUGCCUGUUUCGGGGGGAAUAGAUACAUGAUUAGCGCUGUAAUUAUGAGUAAUGUCGAUGUUCUUGAGGGUUUAGUAUUAUCAGUAAUAAUUUGAAUAAUGAUUAAUAACAGCAGCGUGAGUGCUUAUGAAAGCUACAGGCUUCCUCACGAACAGAAGAAGUAAAUAAAUGUAUCGCAGGGUUUUUGUUAUCCCCGAGCGGUAACGCAGUGCCAAGUGUAGUGACUUUUUUUUUUCUUUUUUUUUUUAAACUUUUCUUUUCUUUGGGUUUUGUUUGUUUUCUGUAUUUUGUUAUUUUUGUUUGUAGCGUACUGCCAAACAACUGAUUUAAAUAAAGUAAAUUCAUUUAUAAUUA